AUGACUGUCGAGAACCCUUAUGAUUAUCUCAACACGGUGAACCUGAUCACACAAUGUCUCUGCAUUCCGAUUGUGACCAUCUUUGUGGUCACGCGGUUCGCCAUCCGCACAUACUACAAGCAGUUUGUUGGCGUUGAAGACAUGGGCAAGUAUGGCGGCGGGUACCACAUCGACGACGUGUCUGCCACGCAUCAGAUGCUAUUCCGAAAGUACUGCUACAUCGCCACGGUCCUCUACUGUCCCAUGGCCCUCCUCACCAAGGUCGCCCUCCUCUCCAUCCUCAUCCGGAUCUUCGCGCCCUACAAAUCCAAGAUCAUCUUCAUCUAUGUCUUCCUCGGCUGUCUCGGAAUCUACUACACCGUCGCGGAGGUGGUGAAAAUCCGCAUGUGCGACCCCGUUCCCGCCUACUGGGACCAACGCAUAAAAGCCUCCUGCCUGGACCAGCGCGCCGCGCUCAUCGCCGACUCCGUCAUCAGUGUGGUCAGCGAUCUGAUCAUCCUUCUCCUGCCGCUGCCCUUGACGUGGUCGCUGCAGAUGUCGCGCAAUAAGAAGCUGCGAGUGGUGGGCAUGCUCUCUGCCGGAGGGCUGGCCACCGCAUUCAGUAUCUACCGACUGGUGCUGGUGCUGCAGGAUGGUAACUCGGCAGACCAAACGGUGAUGUUUACCUGCGUCAUCCUCUCUGGCAACGCGGAAGGAGGCGUCGGACUGAUCUGCGCGUGUCUCCCGACUUUCAACAUUGUGAUUCGCAAGCUGCGGUCGAAAGCCUACAGCUCGAACCGGUACUACCAGCCGGAGUCGUCCGUGCCCCUCAGCAAGAUGAAAGCCAGCGCAGGGAAAGGCUUCUCGAUGGUUUCCAAACCCGACCACGACUUCGGGUCCGAUCAAAGCCACCUGAUCACCUACGCCGGCACGGUCGACAUGGGCAGCAGCGCAGGCGGCGUGGCGGGAUCGCCGGACACCAACGGCAUCCACAUCCACAAGACGGUGGACGUGUCGCAGACGGUGGAGGUGGUGGACGAGCAUGACCAGGAGCAGGGGCGGGUGUCCUCGGGGUCAGGGUCUGAUCGUCACCGAAGAUACUGA
Molecule: messenger RNA, 1083 nt
Organism: Aspergillus affinis
Lineage: Eukaryota; Fungi; Ascomycota; Eurotiomycetes; Eurotiales; Aspergillaceae
Exons: 4
Coding region: 1-1083 (360 amino acids)
Source: RefSeq, a predicted model, not a curated record